AUGGAAGUCGGAGAGUCGGAACAUUCUGGUCGAGGCUUCCGGCAGCGUAAAGGCAGAACCAGUCCGAUGUGCUGUCCAAUCUGUGGCAUUACGUUGCGUGUGCACGAAAUAGAUCACCAUUUUGCGAUCGAAGUAGACCGUCUGGAGCGCAUAUUGAAACCGAAGAAACAUCUACCGUACGGCGGUGUGGACGAUGGAACAAACACAGCCGGGCCGAGUUACAGCAAUGGAGAGGGACCUAGUCACGGGGCCAGCAGUUCGUCCGCGUCUCGAUCAAAUGGUCACAGUGGUGAAGAAAAUACCGCCAGUUCUAUCGGUCCAGAUGAGUGCUGGGGAACGUAUCAGAAGAUAAAAAACAAUCGACAGGCUAGGUUAAAGCUAAAGUCGAGAAAGCGUAAACCCGAGGAUAAUGUGUGUCCCAUUUGCAACAAAGUUACCCUGGACGAUAUCAUGCUGCACGUGGAGGCGUGCCUGAGAAAAUCUGAAACCCAACGAAAUGGAGCCACCUCGACGAACAACGUUAGUGAAGAGGAUGACGAUGAUGAUGAUGCCAGCAUCGAUGUGGAGGGUGAGUCGUUCGAUGUAUACGAGUGGGCUGGACAGAAGCGCGUACGGGCCACGAGUAUGUUGGCCGCGGGUACUCACGGUGGGCUCGGUGUACGCAUUACAAACGCCGACGAUACGGACGACGAGCUGAACGUGGACGGUGACGAAAGCCAGGUAUAUGGACCACCACAAUACUCGGAGCGGGAUGUAAUUGUAACGGGUCAAAAUGCGCCCGGUAGCAGUGCUCUGCGAGAGUUGCUGAUUGCCAACGAUCCGCAAACCGUAAAACCACCGACAGAGAACAAUCCCGGCGAGGGUACGAGCAAAUCUACCGUACCGGUUCCACCUCCCCAGCCACCGCCACCGUUACUCACUCCGAUGGACAAAGAGGUAGAAACGGCCGCGGGUACGGAAAGUCGCAUCGUCGAAUCUUUAAAGGCCAAAAUUCGCGAAUACGAAGGGUACGUGCGUAAUCGACCGAAGUGUCUCAUCUGCAUGGACGAUUUCCGCAAACCCAUCGUGUCGGUAUGCUGUUGGCACGUGUACUGUGAGGAAUGUUGGCUGCACACGCUUGGGGCAAAGAAGUUAUGCCCACAGUGCAGUAUGAUCACCUCGCCGACUGAUCUACGGAGAAUUUAUCUGUAA
Molecule: messenger RNA, 1191 nt
Organism: Anopheles marshallii
Lineage: Eukaryota; Metazoa; Arthropoda; Insecta; Diptera; Culicidae
Gene: RNF220
Product: E3 ubiquitin-protein ligase RNF220
Exons: 2
Coding region: 1-1191 (396 amino acids)
Biological process (GO): protein ubiquitination
Molecular function (GO): metal ion binding; ubiquitin protein ligase activity
Source: RefSeq, a predicted model, not a curated record